CCCCCGGCCACCCCCAUGGCCUCGCUGCCGCCGCCGCUGCUGCUGCUGCUGCUGGCCGCCUCGGCGACUCUCGCUCCCCACGCCAUCCCGGCGGCCGGAGCCAACGGUAGCGCGCCAGCCCCGACCGUCCUGACGGUGGCCAUGGUGCUGCCCAAGGACAACCCCAACUACCCGUGGGCGCUGCCGCGCGUGGGCCCCGCCGUGGACCUGGCCCUGGAAGCGCUGGAGCCGGCGCUGCGGGCCGCCGGGCUGGCGGUGGAGAAGGUGAUCGCCACGUCCGAGCUGAACGGCGUCUGCUCCGAGUCGGUGGCGCCGCUCAAGGCCGUGGACCUGAAGCUUUACCACAACCCGGACGUGCUGCUGGGGCCGGGCUGCGUGUACCCGGCGGCCGCCGUGGGCCGCUUCGCCUCGCACUGGAGCCUGCCGCUGCUCACCGCCGGCGCCGUGGCCGCCGACUUCAGCCGCAAGCAGGAGCACUACAGCACCAUGGUGCGCGUCGGGCCGUCCGCCCCCAAGCUGGGCGCCUUCGUGGCCCACCUGCACGGGCACUUCAACUGGAGCUCGCGCGCCGCGCUGCUCUACGUGGACCGCAAGACCGACGACCGCCCCUUCUACUUCACCAUCGAGGGCGUCUACGAGGAGCUGCGCCGCGCCAGCCUGGUCGUCGGCUACCACAUCUACGCGCCCCGCGACAACGGCAGCGCCGCCGGCGACGAAGCGGGGGGCCCGGACGCGGCCGUCCAGUUCAUCCGCGCUAACGGGCGAGUCAUCUACAUCUGCGGCCCCCUGGAGAUGCUGCACCAAGUCAUGCGUCGAGCCCAGUCGGAGGGCAUGACCCGCGGUGACUAUGUCUUCUUCUACGUGGACGUUUUUGGAGAGAGCCUGCAAGGGGACGGGCACCAGGGGGCCGCCAAGCCCUGGCAGAGCAAGGAGGGCCAGGACUCGGGCACCUUGCGGGAGGCCUUCAAGACGGUGCUGGUGAUCACCUAUCAUGAGCCCCAGACUUUGGCGUACCGAAACUUCCAGAAGGAGGUGAUCCUGCGGGCUCGGCAGGAGUAUCAGGUGGAGCUCAGUGGUUCACUGAAAAACCUGGUGGCCGGCUGCUUCCACGAUGGGCUGCUCCUCUACGCCUUGGCCCUGAACGAGACCUUCCACGAGGGCGACCCCAAGAUCAACAACAGCCGCAUCCUGGAAAAGAUGAAAGGGCGCAGGUUCCAGGGGGUCACUGGGACCGUGAGCAUGGAUCAGAACAAUGACCGCGACACAGACUUCAACUUGUGGGCCAUGAUGGAGGGGGGGAGUGGCGAGUACCAGGUGGUUGGACACUAUGUGGGAUCGGAGAAGCAGCUGAAGUGGCUGGGGCCUAUCCACUGGGUCAAGGGGCAGCCGCCUCUCGAUAACCCCCCCUGUUUUGACAUGGAUGACCCCUCCUGUGACAAAAGUGCGCUCAGCACCCUGGCGAUCCUGGCGCUGGGGGCCGGACUCACCUUCAUCAUGUUUGGGGUUUCCAGCUUCCUGAUCUUCAGGAAGCUGAUGCUGGAGAAGGAGCUGGCCAGCAUGCUGUGGCGGAUACGCUGGGAGGAUCUGCAGUUUGGGGGCUCGGAGCGCUAUCACAAGGGGGCGGGCAGCCGACUCACCCUCUCGCUGCGUGGCUCCAGCUAUGGCUCCCUCAUGACAGCCCACGGCAAGUACCAGAUCUUUGCCAACACAGGACUUUUCAAGGGAAACGUGGUGGCCAUUAAACACGUCAAUAAGAAGCGGAUUGAGCUGACGAGGCAGGUGCUCUUCGAGCUCAAGCACAUGCGGGAUAUCCAGUUCAACCACCUGACCCGGUUCAUUGGGGCCUGCAUUGACCCCCCCAACAUCUGCAUUGUGACCGAGUACUGUCCUCGUGGCAGUCUGCAGGACAUUCUGGAGAACGAGAGCAUCAACCUGGACUGGAUGUUCCGCUAUGCCCUCAUCAAUGACAUUGUCAAGGGCAUGGCCUUCCUGCACAACAGCAUCAUUGGCUACCACGGCAGCCUCAAGUCCUCCAACUGCGUGGUGGACAGCCGCUUCGUGCUCAAGAUCACGGAUUACGGCCUGGCCAGCUUCCGCCAGGGCCAUGAGAGUGAGGGCAACCAUGCGCUCUACGCCAAGAAGCUGUGGACGGCCCCAGAGCUGCUGCAGAAGGGGACACUGCUCCCGCCACCCCCGGCCAUGCAGAAGGCGGACGUGUACAGCUUUGGGAUCAUCCUGCAGGAGAUCGCACUGCGCAGCGGCGCCUUCUACGUGGAGGGCAUAGAGCUCAGUCCCAAGGAGAUUGUGCAGAAGGUGUGCAACAGCCAGCCACCCUACUUCCGGCCCACCAUCGACACCCGCCUGCACAGUGAGGAGCUGGCUGUCCUGAUGGAGCGCUGCUGGGCUCAGCAGCUGGCCGAGCGCCCGGAUUUUGCCCAGAUUAAAGCCUUCAUCCGGCGGUUCAACAGGGAAGGAAGUACCAGCAUCCUGGACAACCUGUUGUCGCGCAUGGAGCAGUACGCCAACAACCUGGAGAAGCUGGUGGAAGAGCGCACGCAGGCCUACCUGGAGGAGAAGCGCAAGGCAGAGAAUCUACUCUACCAGAUCCUGCCCCAUUCGGUGGCUGAGCAGCUGAAGCGGGGUGAGACAGUACAGGCUGAAGCCUUCGAUUGUGUCACCAUCUACUUCAGCGACAUUGUAGGGUUCACCUCCUUGUCAGCAGAGAGCACCCCCAUGCAGGUAGUGACACUCCUCAAUGACCUCUACACUUGCUUCGAUGCCAUCAUUGACAAUUUUGACGUCUACAAGGUAGAGACCAUUGGUGAUGCCUACAUGGUGGUGUCCGGCCUGCCUGUCCGAAAUGGCAAGCUCCACGCCCACGAAAUCGUCCGCAUGGCCCUGGCGCUCCUGGAGGCUGUGAAGACCUUCCGCAUCCGGCACCGGCCCAGUGAGCAGCUGCACCUGCGUAUCGGGGUCCACUCUGGGCCGGUGUGUGCAGGAGUGGUGGGCCUCAAGAUGCCGCGCUACUGCCUCUUUGGGGACACCGUCAACACAGCUUCACGCAUGGAGUCCAAUGGCGAGGCCUUGAAGAUCCACAUCUCUGCUGCCACCAAGGAGAUCCUGGACGAGUUUGGCUGCUUUCUGCUGGAGCUCCGGGGGGACGUGGAGAUGAAGGUGGGUGUGGGAAGGUGGCUGCUCUUUCACUGCUCUGAGGGGUGGGCUGCAUUGCAAGAAAGGGGGCAAGGGCCUCUCACACAUGUGUCUGCUUUCUGGCAGGGCAAAGGGAAAAUGAGGACCUACUGGCUGCUGGGCGAAGAGAAGACGGCUGUCAUCUGA
Messenger RNA from Pantherophis guttatus, 3336 nucleotides. NCBI's taxonomy places the organism in Eukaryota, Metazoa, Chordata, Lepidosauria, Squamata, Colubridae. The record is from RefSeq and is a predicted model, not a curated record.